AGUUUGAGAGCGGUUUGAAUGCAACACAAACUCUCCACAGUUUGCUCUGUGUUUGUGUUGGAGUGAAGUCUAGUUUGCCGUUUGGCUUAUAGUAUAGCGAGUGGUGUAUAGUUAGCAGCGAUGGGAUGUGCUGUCAGUUCCGGUGCCGACAAAGAGGCCAUCGAAAGGAGCAAAAAGAUUGACAGCAUUUUGAGAGCCGAUCAGGAAAAACAGUCCCGAGAAGUCAAACUACUUCUGCUCGGUGCGGGAGAGUCAGGAAAGAGCACAAUUGUGAAGCAAAUGAGAAUUAUUCACGAGUCCGGGUAUACGAAAGAUGAAUGUCUUCAAUACAAACCUGUAGUCCAUUCAAACACUAUUCAAAGCCUUAUGGCAAUCAUCAAAGCCAUGGCUCAGCUCAAGAUUGACUUUAAGGACUCGACGUGUCACGAGUCGGCCCGUAAAUUCUUCACGAUGGUGGGCGCGUCCAUCGAGGGCGACCUCACCCUUGAACUGUGCGCUGUUAUGAAACGAUUAUGGUAUGACUCGGGUGUCCAGAUGUGCUUCGCCCGGUCCCGCGAGUAUCAGCUCAACGACUCGGCCCAAUAUUACCUGAACUCGUUGGACAGGAUAGCGCAGCCGACAUAUGUGCCCACACAACAGGAUGUGCUGCGGACUCGGGUGAAGACGACGGGCAUCGUUGAGACCCACUUCUCGUUCAAAGGCCUGCACUUCAAAAUGUUUGACGUCGGCGGACAGCGCAGCGAACGCAAGAAGUGGAUCCACUGCUUCGAAGGCGUCACUGCCAUCAUCUUCUGUGUGGCGCUCUCUGGCUAUGACUUAGUGCUCGCCGAAGACGAAGAAGUGAACCGAAUGGUGGAGAGUAUGAAACUGUUUGACUCGAUCUGCAAUAACAAGUGGUUUCUCGAGACGUCUAUCAUAUUGUUUCUCAAUAAGAAGGAUCUCUUCGAGGAGAAGAUCACACGAUCGCCGCUAACCAUAUGUUAUCCCGAAUAUACGGGGAACAACACAUACGAAGAGGCGGCCGCUUAUAUACAGUUAAAGUUCGAGAAUCUGAACAAACGGAAAGACACUAAAGAGAUCUACACUCACUUCACGUGUGCCACCGAUACUAACAAUAUUCAGUUCGUCUUCGAUGCCGUCACAGACGUUAUCAUCAAAAACAACCUCAAAGAUUGUGGGCUUUUUUAGACACACUUUUACCAUUAUUUAUACGAUUAGUUGUGCGAACUUUUGUUACCAAAAACCCAGAGAAACGAUUCAUUUUUUAUUCCCAUCUCUAUUAUCAGACAAUACUUUUUUAAAAACAAAGUAUUACUUCACGCCUACCGUUGAAAAAGUAUUAGUGCAGUAUUUUUGCUGACGAUAUUUGAUGUGUCCAUUGGUGUUGACAUCAAGAGUAUUAUACAUGCAUUUAUUUUUUAUCAGCAAUUUUUUUCUCACUUAAUAUUUCACUCACCGAUUCUUUCCAUAUACCAUACCAUGCGAUACGUAAGUACUUGUAUUGUGUAUGUAUUAGCACUUUAUAUUCAUUUAUGGCAAUAGAUUUUCAUUAAAUUUAUAAAAUAAACACAAAUAGAUAUAUCAGAAUAGAGAGCAAGAAUUGAUUUUAUGAUUAGAGGCAAUGAUAUAUACAGUAGAUAUAUGGGUAGAACAAUUUUGAGAC
Medioppia subpectinata is the source of this 1663-nucleotide messenger RNA. The record is from the annotation of a GenBank genome assembly. NCBI's taxonomy places the organism in Eukaryota, Metazoa, Arthropoda, Arachnida, Sarcoptiformes, Oppiidae.